Helobdella robusta is the source of this 8295-nucleotide messenger RNA. RefSeq lists its product as hypothetical. The coding region runs from base 1 to 7107 and encodes 2368 amino acids. Gene Ontology annotation, biological process: actin cytoskeleton organization. Gene Ontology annotation, molecular function: actin filament binding; structural constituent of cytoskeleton; phospholipid binding. Lineage: Eukaryota; Metazoa; Annelida; Clitellata; Rhynchobdellida; Glossiphoniidae. The transcript has 54 exons. Gene Ontology annotation, cellular component: cell junction; cortical actin cytoskeleton; cell projection. The record is from RefSeq and is a predicted model, not a curated record.
AUGGCUACUGCUGUUGUGGCGAACAAUACGAAGUUCGAGGCAAGUAACAACCAUCACAAGACUGAUGUUGAAGACGACGACGAUGAGAAUAGCUCAGCUAAGCUCUUCGAAAGAUCGAGGAUUAAAGCUUUGGCGGCUGAACGUGAAACAGUUCAGAAAAAAACAUUCUGCAAAUGGGUGAACUCUCAUUUGGCACGCGUCGGUUGCACAAUUGAAGACCUGUACGUUGAUAUUAGGGAUGGAAAGAUGUUGAUCAAACUCUUGGAAAUUUUAUCUGGAGAAAAAUUGCCUAACCCGACGAAGGGCAAGAUGAGAAUCCACUGUUUAGAGAAUGUGGACAAGUCCUUGACCUUCCUAAACGAGCAGAAAGUUCACCUUGAAAAUGUCGGCGCCCAUGACAUUGUCGAUGGCAAUCCGAGACUGACUCUUGGUCUCAUCUGGACCAUUAUUUUGAGAUUUCAGAUCCAAGACAUAACAGUAGAGCAAGUAGACAGUUCUGAGAUCAAGUCGGCCAAAGAUGCCCUGCUGCUAUGGUGUCAGAUGAAGACAGCCGGCUACCCUAAUGUUAACGUCAGAAAUUUUACGACAAGUUGGAAAGAUGGAUUAGCCUUCAACGCUCUCCUCCAUAAGCACAGGCCAGAUCUGAUAGACAUGAGCGCACUGAACAAGAACAGACCGGCUGAAAACCUGAACAAUGCAUUCAGCGUAGCAGAGGAUAAGCUGGGUCUCACCAAGCUACUCGAUGCUGAAGACGUCAACACGGACUACCCGGACGAGAAGUCAAUCAUAACGUACGUUGUCACCUACUAUCACUACUUCUCGAAGGCUAAGGCAGAUUCAGUGCAAGGGAGGAGGAUUGGAAAGGUGGUGAACCAAUGUUUGGAAGACGACGUGAUGAUUCAAGAGUACAACAGACUAACAUCGGACCUUCUGGAAUGGAUUAAACAGCAGAUCAUCAUCCUUAACGACAGAAAGUUUGAGAAUUCUCUGAACGGAGUUCAACAGCAGCUCUCCGCCUUCAAUAACUACAGGAUCGUUGAAAAACCUGUCAAAUUCACGGCAAAAAGUGACUUGGAAAUUUUGCUCUUUCGAAUUCAAAGUCAAAUGAGAGGGAACAACUUGAAGCCCUACACUCCGAGCGAGGGCAGAAUGAUGGCAGAUAUCAAUAAAGCCUGGGAGAACCUGGAAAAAGCCGAACACGAACGAGAACUUGCUCUUAGAGAGGAGUUAGUUAGGCAAGAGAAAUUGGAGCAACUAGCAGAAAGAUUCAACAAGAAGGCAAGCAUGAGGGAAGGAUGGCUGGUCGAGAACCAGAGGCUCGUGUCUCAAGAUAACUUUGGAUACGAUAUGGCCGCUGUAGAAGCCGCUAUCAAGAAACACGAAGCCAUAGAAACGGACAUACAAGCGUACGAAGAAAGGGUGGAAGCAGUCAUGAACGUGGCAAAGGAGCUGGAGUGGGAAAACUUCCACGACAUUGACACAAUCAACGAGCGCAAAGAAAACGUUAUACAGCAAUGGCUAGAUCUAUUAGAGCUGUUAAGAGCUAGAAGAGUUAGACUGGAGCUAUCCUACCAAUUGCAAGGCGUCUUUCAAGAAAUGCUAUACAUUCUGGACGUGAUGGACGAAAUUAAGGCCCGUCUGCAAUCAGAAGAUUACGGAAAACAUUUGAUCGGCGUGGAAGAGUUGCUCAAGAAGCAUGAAUUGAUUAAAAGUGAAAUUGCCGUCAUCGGCAGUAGAGUCGAAGGCAUUGAUGUCAGCAAGUAUCUGGAAGGUGAUCCACAAACUGGCUACCUUCCUUGCAGUCCAGAGAUCAUAAGAGACAGAAUGAACCACUUACACACGGCCUACCAAGAACUCCUGAAACUUUUCAACGAAAGGCAGCAGAAACUGAACGAAUCAAAGGCGAUGUGCCAACUGGAAUGGGAUUUGACGGAAGAGGAAACGUGGAUCCGAGAAAAGGAGCAACUAAUGUCCUCACCGGAUAUCGGACAUGAUUUGACUAGCGUUCAACUUCUCAUCAACAAGCAUAAGAUCGAUGAAGAUGAAUUGAAGACACAUCGUACCUACCUGAAUGGUGUCGUCCAAACAGGUGUUGACCUAAUCAAUGCAGGUUUCAUAGGUUCGACGAGGAUACAGAAGAAGAUAGAAACCAUCGACGAACUCUGGAAUGAGUUGGAGAGUUUAUCCAAUUUCAGAAAAGUUAGACUGCAAGAAGCCCAUAAUUUCUACCAGUUGUUCGCCGAUGCAGAAGAUGUGGACGCCUGGAUGAUGGACAUGCUGAGGGUCCUAUCCAGUAGUGACGUAGGAAAGGAUGAAGCCAGCGUCCAAUCACUGAUCAGGAAACAUAAGGACCAAUCCUCACCUGAAGUGAUAGAGAGAUUAAAUAGCAUCAGCAAGAGGUAUGCUGAACUGAAGCAACUGGCAGACCUCAGACAGCAAAGGCUAACUGAUGCUUUGGUCCUCUUCAAGAUGCUAAAUGAGGCUGAUGGCGUUGAACAAUGGAUUACUGAAAAGGAAAAGCUAGUGCACAGCAUGGUAGUUACAGAUGACGUUGAAGAGAUUGAAAUACUUAAAGCAAGAUACGACACGUUUGAUAACGAGCUCCAGUCGAAUGCUGACCGAGUCGUUGUGGUGAACCAACUGGCCCAACAACUACUCAAUGCUGACCACCCGGAUGCUGACGUGAUCGUCAACAAACAAAAACAAAUUAAUUCUCAAUGGAGAGGCCUGAGGCAGUUGGCGGACAAAAAGAAGGAAGGCUUCAAGUUAACGCACGACAUCAACGAUUUUAACGUACAAUGCCAGGAAACUAUUACGUGGAUAAAUGAUAAAGAAAAGUUGAUAGAGUCGACGGACGAACUUGGAAAGGACCUGAAGGGCAUGAUAGUCCUCCAGAGAAGAUUGGGAGGCCUUAAUAGAGACCUGGGUGUCAUUCAAGCUAAGCUAAACUCGUUGAACGCCGAAGCCGAUAGGUUGGCUACAGAGAAGCCGUCAGAAGCUGCUCUCCUUAGGAGAAGAAUUGUUGAAGUAACUGAGCGUUGGACGCAUCUCAAGCUUAUGUUGAAGUCACGUGACGAGAAGUUAGGGGAGGUUAGUGAGUUGCAGAAAUUCCUGCAGGACGUCGACCACUUCCAAAAAUGGCUGUCCCAGGCCCAGACCACAGUCUCCAACGAGGAGGUACCUGAAGACGUAGCUACAGCGGAGAAGUUCCUAACUGAUCACGACAGCUUCAGGGAUGAAAUCCUAGCCUACCAACCUGACUACGAACAAAUGAAAGAAUUCGGCGAUAAGCUUGUAGAAGGUCAAGACGAUCCUCAAUAUAUCUUACUCAGAGAGAGGUUGAAAGCAUUGGACAAAGAUUGGAUCAACCUGAUGAAGAUGUGGAACAGUAAAUACAGCAGGCUUCUGCAGGGAAAGAAUUUACAGAUUUUCUUGAAAGAGGUUCAGCAGGUCGAGGGCUUGUUGAGCCAGCAAGAUAAUUUCCUAUCAAAAGACGACAUGCCGACGUCAGCCGAACAAGCAGAGGACUUAAUACGCAAGCACAACACUUUCAGCACAUCACUAGAGGCCAAUGACGAAAAAAUCAAAAACGUCCUUGAACUUGGCGGGGACCUCGUUAAGGAGAGCAACUAUUUGGCGGGAAAAGUUCAACAAAAAAUCGAUUCUAUUAAGAAUAGACAAGUGAACAACCGUAAGAGAUUGGAUGAUAGGUUGGAGAAAUUGAAAGAUCAACUCGAAGUUCUUAAACUCUUCCAGGAAUGUGACGAGCUAGAAGACUGGAUAGCUGAGAAAAAGCUAACAGCUCAGGACGAAUCAUACAGUGACGCUAAAAACCCGCACAGUAAAUGGAUGCGCCAUCAAGCUUUUGUCCUAGAGCUGAAAUCCAACAAAAGUCGGCUGGCUGAUGUAGCUAAUAAGGCUAGUCAGCUAAUAGCUGACAGGCCUGAUCUUAAAGAGAUUGUUGAGCCAAAGAUUCAUGAUCUUUACGACAAAUGGGAAACUUUGGAAGACCUCACGAAGAAAAAAGGGGAGCGAUUGUUUGACAGCAACAAGCACGUACUGUACGGCCAGAGUUGUGACGAGAUUGAUGGCUGGAUCAACGAGACGGUUUCACAGAUCAAGAGUGACGAGGUUUUCAAUAAACCGAUCCCCGUUAGCCUAAUCAUUCAAAAGCAAAAUGUACUGGAAAGUCAGCUAAAGAUAAAAGAACAUAUGUUGAAAGAGUUGGAUAGGCAGGAAAAUGUUUUGAAAGAUUUGGAACCAGACGUUAAGAAGGAGCUGAUAGGAAAGAAGGCGAGAAUUGAAGAUAGGUUCAAAUCCCUCCUCCCGAUCUUAUCAGAUCGACUGAAGGAAUUGGACGAGGUAAAGAAAAAGCGGCAGUUCGAGUUGGACGCCAACGAGGAGUUGAGUUGGAUCGAAGAGCGAAUCAACAGAGCCAACAAGAGUGAAGUUGGCAAGGAUUUGUCGGCCGUCCAGUCCCUUCUUAAUAAGAACAAGACCAUGCAACAAGAAAUUGUGCAUCAUGAGCCACGUUUCGAAGGGGUAUGCGACGAGGGCCACGAAUUGAUGGAGGUUGACCCAGAGAACGCGGCCCAUUAUAACGAUAUUGUGAACUACUUGGCGGGCAGAUGGAAUGUUCUGAAGGGGGCUGUUGAUGGCGCCAGGACGAGAUUGAAAAAUAAUCAAGAUCUUUUACAGUACCUUUUUGAUGUGGACGAUGCAGAAGCCUGGAUCGGAGAACAAGAGCUUUACCUAAUGGCAGACGAGAAACCAAAGGAUGAACUGGCAACUGAGAACGUUUUGAAAAAAAAUUCCGACAGAGAAAAGGUCAUAGAGGAUUUUGACGGCCAGGUUAAACAGCUGGGCGUCCAAGCUGAAAAGUUAUACGGAACUCUUCCGGAAUAUACAGAACAAAUAAAGUUGAAGCAGCGAAAGCUCGAAGUGACAUACCAGAACCUGAAAGAUUUGGCAUCUGAGAAGAAGAAUCGGCUGAACGAGUUCAUCAAACUCUACAAACUGCAUUUCGAAAUUGAUGACCUAGAACAGUGGAUUGCUGAAAAAGAGGUUGUUGUCGCAUCUUCCAGUGAUUUCGGACAAGAUUUUGAACACGUUUGCCUGUUAAGAGAGCGUUUCAAGAAGUUCACAACCGACACCGAAGCAGUCGGUUUGGACCGGGUAUCAGCCGUGAACGAUAUCUGCGACCGACUAAUCGAACGUGGCAGCGGCGAUGCGCCGACUAUAGCCGAGUGGAAGGAUGGGAUAAACGAGCUGUGGACCGAUCUGCUAGAGCUGAUGGAGACGAGGAAUCAGGCGCUCUUUGCUUCUUUUGAGUUCUUCAAGUUCUUCAACGAUAGUAAUGAUUUACUGGAGAGGAUUCAUAAGUUGUUAAUACCAAACGAUGAAGACCUAGGUAGCAGUCCGCAGUCGAUAACAGCCUUGCAGAGGAGGUUCAACAGUUACGAGAACGGAUUAGUGCUACUUGGGAAUCAGGUUCAAGAAGUACAAGAAAAUGCUUCCAAACUAAUCGUUUGCUACUCGGGCGACAAAGCCCGCGAAAUUCAAACCAAAGAACAAGAGGUAGUAGGGGCCUGGAAGUUGCUGCACCAGCAACUAGAGACUCGAAAGCUGCAACUGAGCAAUACGUUCGACGCCAACAAGUUUUUUAUAAUGGCCAAAGAUUUGCUGGUGUGGGUUAGUGAUAUGCAAAGACAGAUCUACGUUACUGAUAAACCAAGGGAUGUGUCGGGCGUGGAGCUGUUGAUAAACAGUCAUAUGGGUUUGAAGGCGGAAUUUGACGCGAGGGAUGAGAAUUUCACGAUUUGCACAAACCUUGGGAAAGAAUUAUUCUACAGGAAACAUCCGCUCUCAAACGAAAUCUAUGCGAAACUAUCGCAACUGGCCCAGCAGAGGGGGAAGUUGGGCGACGACUGGGAAGACAGGUGGCAGUACUUGCAAUUGAUACAUGAAGUCUAUCUAUUCUCUCGCGAUGCGACCGUUGCUGAAUCUUGGAUGAGCACCCAAGAACCUUACAUCGUCAGCAAUUACUGUGGCGAGACCAUUGAUGUUAACGAGUUGUUGUUGAAGAAGCAUCAGGCAAUUGAGAAGGCCCUCAUGAGUCAAGAGGAAAGAUUCGCUGCCUUGGAAAAACUGACGAUGCUGGAGCAAUUGGCCCAGCAGAGCACACAGCCUCGGAAAUCGAGUCACGUAGACAGGUGCAUGAAGGAGUACCUGCCAAUCAUCAGGGAGGAACCGCCCCCAGAACCUCAGAAACCAAUCCAGAAGCCCGCCCGUCCACCAUCGAUCAAGGAGCCAAUCAGAGACGAGAGCGAAGGUCAAAUGAGUGCAAAGGUCAAAAGUCAAGAUGGUGGUGGCGGCGGUGACGUUGAGACUGCUCCGAAGAGUCCGGCCAGACCGCCAACUUCACCGGCGACGCCCCCGCAACAACCGUCGACCACCUCCACACCUGGAAUGUCACCUGCAUUGCUAACGCCGGGUUCAUCUGGAACGCUUCCAUCUCAGUCGAAAUCCGGGGAAAAACCGACGAAAUCGUCGUCAUUCAGGCUGGGCAGAAGUUCCUCGUCCAGCAAGAAACACAAGGAUGCAUCCAUUGCUGCGACUGCUGGCAUUGGUACGUCGGCCCCAAUAUUAUUCGAAGGACCGCUGAUAAGAAAGCACACCUGGGAAAACACGUUGCAGAAAUCUACUAAUCGAGCCUGGGAAAAAGUGCACGUCGUUUUAUUGGACAACAACGUGAUUUCAUUCUUCAAGGAUGUCAAACAUGCUAAAUCGCCUGAGCCUAAACAAUAUUUUCGGCAAGAAGUUCCGUUAAACCUGGCCAAUGAGAAUGCAGCAGCAGAAGUGGCCACCGACUACCACAAAAGACCGAACGUCUUCAAGCUCAAAAUGGAUGUUUCAGGAGCUGAAUAUUUAUUCCAGUGCAAAGAUGAGGCCGAAAUGAAUUUAUGGAUCACCAUGCUGAACAAGCACAAAAAUUUCGACAAAGCAACUCCCAGCUCGGCUUCCGGCUUCAUGACACUUCCGGCAAAUCUGGACGACAAAAGGGACGAACCAAAGAGAAGGAGUCUUUUCGGAGCUAAGAAAAAAUAAUUUAUGAAUAUUGAAUAAAGAAAAAUGAAAAAACAUAGAUAAAAUCAAAAAAAGUUAAUAUGAUUCUAAAUUUAAAAAAAAAAUAAAAUUAAAUAAAAUUUUUUUUAAUAUCAGGGAAGAAACAUUUCAUUUUAGAUAUUGACAAACUUACACACUUCACUCACACACACACCACACACACGCACACACACACCACACACACACACACACACAAAUUGCUACAAAGUUUGUUACGAAAUUGUUAAGUCUGUGACUGAGUUAUAUACACAUAUAUAUAUAUGUAUGUAUGUGUGUAUAUAUAUAUAUAUAUAUAUAUAUAUGUAUAUAUAUAUAUAUAUAUAUAUAAUACAUAUAUAUCGUUUGUUGUUUUUUUUAUUAUUGAUUUCAAUUUAAUCUAUUAUUAUUACUUUUAUUAUUAUUGUGUAAUAAUAAAUAAUAAUAACAAUAACAGCAGUAAUGGUAAAAUACUGAUUCUUAUAAUUUUUUGGGCGUCAUUUUGUUUCGAAAUAGGAAGGUUAAUGUGUCCUUAUUUUUCAGAUAUGAUGAAAGGAGUGGGCAGUCCACUUUAUUUCUAUAUUCCACACAGAAUCCUUCAAUAAUUUCUCAACCUUUUUCUUUUUUGGGGUCUGUCCUCUGGCAAAUGACGCCCAUGAUUCCAAUGCUUUUUAUCAUUGUUGUACAUAGGUAAGUAGUUUAUCGAUAUCGAUCAUCAUUCCAAUGAAAUUAAUUUUAAUUCUUUUAUGAUUGACGGUGUUUUAUUAAUAGAGAUUAUAUUUUUUUAUAUUAAUACUUUGACUUUUUGUCAUUAUUUUACUGUGCCUUAUAUGUAUGUGUGUAUGUAUGUAAUUAUAUAUAUAUAUAUUUCCUAUAUAUGUGUGUGUGUUGCUUUUUAUUUUGUGUAAUACGAUGGUAGAUUUAUAUGUUAUAUAUAUAUAUAUAUAUAUAUAUAUAUAUAUACAAGAUGGUAGAUACAUAUACUUUUAUAUUAAUAAAUGCAAAUAAUAUGGAUAAUUACUGUACUAAUUUAAUUGCAGAAAAUACAACAAAGUUCUUAUAUACAAUCACAUGUAUUUUUACAUUGUAUACCUAUAAAUUUAGUGACAUUUAUUUUAUAUUUUGCCUUUCCAAAGGUUUUGGAGUUUUUUUUCUAUAUUUGCUUUUAUAUUUAAUACAAUUUUUGCUUCAUUC